AAUUUAAUAAAGCAAUUAGGUAUUAGAAUAUUCUAAUGAACCUUAUAUUCUAAAUAAUUUUAAGAGUUUUAAAAAUUUUUUGCUUUGAUUUUAGUUUUCUAUUCUUAAUUAAAUAUAAAUAUUCAAAAUCUAAAAAAAUUCAUUUAUUUUAUAAACAGACUCUAAAAGAAUUUAAAUAAUUAGCAUUUAUAAUGGAUAAUCAAAAUUUAAAAACGUUAGUUAAGGCUGGAGUUGGUGGAAUCUCUCUUCUUGGAAUAGGACUUUUGGCAUUGCGUCAAUUUUAAGAAAAGCUGAUUUAUAUACCAACUUUUGGGGGAAUGCCUAAAUCACCUAAAGAUAAUCCCUUCGGAGAUAGAACACCAAGAGAUAUGAAUUUAGCUUACGAAGAUGUUUCAACAGUAACAAAGGAUAAUGUAACUCUGAGAGGAUGGCUGAUUAAGCAAAAAGAUCAUAUGAAUAAACCUACAGUAGUUUUUUUCCAUGAGAAUGCUGGAAAUAUUGGCUUAAGAUUAUAUUAUUUCUAAAAGUAUAUGAAGCAUACAGGUGUAAACAUUUUAGCAUUCGCAUACAGAGGAUAUAGCGAUUCUGAUGACGCUCCUAUUGAUGAACCUGGACUCCAAAAGGAUAGCUUAGCUAUUAUUGAAUAUGCUUUUAGAUCUGGAAAAAUUAAUCCAAAUAAUGUCUUUUUCCAUGGAAGAAGUCUUGGCGGAGCUGUUUUGACUUAUGGCUUAACCCACUCACUAGAAAAUAAACCUAAUGGUAUAAUACUAGAAAAUACUUUUACCUCAUUAGAUGACAUGGUUGAUGUAGUCUUUAGGCCUGUUUCUAUCUUUAAAAGAUUAAUUUUAAAAAACCACUGGCCUACUAUAAAUUAAAUGUCUAAAGUAUAAGUUCCAGCGUUAUUUAUAAAAUCUAAUAAAGAUGAGUUGGUUCCAGCAAGCUAAAUGUAACAGUUGUUUGAUAAAUGUCAUAGUCCUAAUAAACAUUUAUAUGUCAUUGAAAAUGGAACUCAUAAUGACAAUUGGACACUUGAUAUCUUAGAUUAUUUCAAGCAUGUUCAUGAAUUUAUUAAUAAAUACUCCAAUUUAUGAUUCAACUAUGAUUAUUUAAACCUAAGAGUAAAUAAAAAUUAAAUUAAAUUUAUAUAAGUUAGAGUUUUAAUUAUCUUAUGAUGCUAUCCAUCCUAUCUUACUUUAUUCAAUUUUUAAUUUUUAAUAACUUAAUAAAAUAUCAAAAUUUUAUUUCAAGUAUCCAUGAAUUGAUUCAUAAACAAACACUCUCAUUUAUGAUUAAAUUAUAAUUAUUUUAACUAAAAAUAAAUAAAUAAAAUUAUGUUUAAAUAGUUAAGAGUUAAUUUCACACAUAUUACGAUAUAUUAUUUAUAUUCGAUUUUUAAUUUUAAUAUUGUAACUUAUAUAAAUUAUCAAAUUAUCAAAUUAAUUGAGUUAAUCACGAAGAUUGUUUCAAUAAAGCAUAUCA
Tetrahymena thermophila SB210 is the source of this 1479-nucleotide messenger RNA. RefSeq names its product alpha/beta superfamily hydrolase. The transcript has 9 exons. The record is from RefSeq and is a predicted model, not a curated record. Gene Ontology annotation, cellular component: membrane. NCBI's taxonomy places the organism in Eukaryota, Ciliophora, Oligohymenophorea, Hymenostomatida, Tetrahymenidae. Gene Ontology annotation, molecular function: palmitoyl-(protein) hydrolase activity.